Molecule: messenger RNA, 173 nt
Organism: Paramecium octaurelia
Lineage: Eukaryota; Ciliophora; Oligohymenophorea; Peniculida; Parameciidae
Source: the annotation of a GenBank genome assembly
UAUGAAAACAAGGAAAAUAACUCAUAAGACUCCACCAAUAACUUAACCACAACUAGUAUCAAUUAUUAUUUCAGUUAUAGUCCAUGGAAGAGAAUUUAGAAAAGUAAAGAGCUAUGCAAAUAGUCAAUUUAAUAAGGGACUCAAUGUACUUAUACAUCAUAAAAAACUACUGA